AUGGUUAAUUAUAAGACUAUCAUCUCUGCUUUGGCCCUCUUAGCCCUUGCUGUUGCUGUUGCUGUCCCUUUCCCUAGUAAUACCAGCUUCUCUAUCAAACAGGUUGCUGUUAAGGUUCCUCCUAUCCCCCCAGCUGCUGUAUACGCCCGGGCUUAUGCCAGGCUUGGUGUUAAGGUUCCUGAUUAUGUAGCCUUGGCAGCUAGGAAUGGUUGGACUGAAUCUGUUACUGCUACUCCCGUUGCACAUGAUGUAUUAUACCUUACUCCUAUUAAAAUUGGUGCCAAUACCUUGCAAGUUCUCGUUGAUUCUGGCUCUGGUAAUCUAUGGGCUUAUACUCCUCAGACCCCUGCUGUUGGAUCCCACGCUACCUAUAAUCCCCAAACUGGCACGGUCCUGGAGGGUUUUUACUGGGAGGUCAUAAAUGGACAAGGUGUUAUUACUCAAGGUCGCGUGGUCCUAGAUAAGGUUUCUGUUGGCCGUCUUACCUCUCCCUUACAGGCUGUUCAGCUUGUUGACAGUAUUGAACCUAUCUCAGCUAUGCAUAAUCCUAUGAGAGCACAUGACGGUGUCCUUGGAAUCGCCUUGUCUAAGAGGAAUGCUGUUCGACCUAUAAAGCAGAGAACCUUCUUUGAUAAUAUUAAGAACAACCUUGCUGCCCCUCUUAUUGCUGCCUAUAUUAAGCAUGGGGCUCCUGGUACCUACGACAUUGGUUGGAUUGAUACUACAAAUAUUGGUGGCGAUUUCUCUAGUUCUACCCCUUUCUUUGCUGUUGUCGACACUGGUGCUAGCCUCAUCCUCCUCCAGAACAGCAUUGUCGCACAGUACUAUGAUAAGAUUCCCGGUGCAUAUAUAUCGCCUGUAAGAGGUGGAUACGUCUUCCCGUGCACUGAUACUGAUAUCAUUCCUGACUUUACGCUUAAUCUUGGUGAAUUCAACACCACCAUUCCUGGGUAUUUACUCAAGUAUGCUACCUAUGGUGACCAUUGCUUUGGUGGUAUCCAAAUCAGUCCUGUCCCUAGCUACAAUUUUCUCGGCGAUGUCUUCCUAAAGCGCCACUAUGUUAUUUUCUCUAGCUAUUCCCACGGUCCCCGGAUUGGUAUCGCUGCCCAGGCCUAA
Talaromyces marneffei is the source of this 1116-nucleotide messenger RNA. RefSeq lists its product as uncharacterized. The record is from RefSeq and is a predicted model, not a curated record. Gene Ontology annotation, molecular function: aspartic-type endopeptidase activity. Gene Ontology annotation, biological process: proteolysis. Lineage: Eukaryota; Fungi; Ascomycota; Eurotiomycetes; Eurotiales; Trichocomaceae. Bases 1 to 1116 code for a protein of 371 amino acids. The transcript has 2 exons.